Naegleria lovaniensis is the source of this 978-nucleotide messenger RNA. RefSeq lists its product as uncharacterized. Bases 1 to 978 code for a protein of 325 amino acids. The transcript has a single exon. NCBI's taxonomy places the organism in Eukaryota, Heterolobosea, Eutetramitea, Acrasida, Naegleriidae. The record is from RefSeq and is a predicted model, not a curated record.
AUGCACAAGAAUAGUAUUCAAGAAUUCUUUCAUCAUAUCGCAUUGAAGGAUAUGAUUCCAUCGGGACAAAAGCUCGUCUUGUUGAAGGAAGAUGAAACUCUCCAAGAAGUAGUGAACCAACUCUCUCAACAUCAUCUUUUGGCUGCUCCAGUCUUGGAUAAGCACAACAAGUUGAUUGGUAUGCUCUCCAUGCUUGAUAUCGUUCAAUAUAUUGUUGCUGCAGCUCCAGAGAUGGAUCAAUUGAGAAACUUGUCCGAUGUGGCCAUUGCUGGUAGAUGCAUUACUUUGCAAACUGCCAAGCACGUGAUGGGCUUUAGUACUCGUGAUCAAUACAUGCCAUUGAAGAGCAACAUUCCAUCCACAAUGGCUAUUGAGCUCUUCUCGAGAGGUGUCCACAGAUGUAUUGUUGAGGAGGACGUUACCACUGACUUGUACAUUGGAACUCUCUCACAAACUGAUAUUGUCAAGAAGCUUUCCGAGCACUUGCAUAUGGGCAAGAUGAAGAAUUUGGGUGAGAAGCUUGUUAAGGAUUUGGGACUUGGUUUGGCAACUCCUGUUUCCGUUAAUCAAAAUGAUGUUGUUUUGAAUGGUAUGAAGACUUUGGCAAAGACUGGUGUGAGUGCUUUACCAGUUGUGGACCACUCUGGAAAAUUGGUUGGUAAUUUGAGUGCCUCAGAUUUGAGAGGAUUCUACUUGGAUAGACUUCCUCACUUUGAAUUGACUACACGUUCCUUCUUGGAGCAAUACUCUCCAAAAUCUCUUGUGCCAUUCUUUGUUGAAUUGGAAGGAUUGAAGUUUGUUGAUUUGGUACGAAAAUUGGUGCACCCAGAAAUUCAUGACGUGUUGCACGGACAAACUGUUAAACUCGAUCAUUCCAUGCACAGAGUUUGGGUUGUUGAUGACGAGAGAAAGGUCACUGGUGUCAUUACAUUGACCGACAUUAUGAAAGUCAUUAUGGAUCACAAUGAGGAAUUUUAA